AUGGCGAUGCGCUCGGCCUCGGCGAGCUCACUGCUGUUGCCGCUGCUGCUGUCCGCCUCCGUGUCCAUCUCGAUUCUCGUGGCCGCACAAGCCGCCGGCGACGAGACCGCACUGCUGGAGUUCAAGGCCGCCGCCGUGAUCAGCGGCGGUCAUGGUGAUGACCCGCAUGCUUCGUGGAACAGUAGCAGCGUUGGCGGCUUCUGCAGCUGGGAGGGGAUCAGGUGCGGGGCUAGGCGUCGGCGAGUGGUGGCGCUGAGCCUACCCGUCUAUGGGCUCGCUGGCACCCUGUCGCCGGCCAUUGGGAACCUCACUUUCCUGCGAGUGCUGAACCUGACCUUCAACUGGUUCCAGGGGAACAUCCCUGCAAGCAUCGACCGCCUAGUACGCCUCAAGACCCUCGACCUGAGCUACAACAAGCUCAACGGAGAACUGCCUGCCAACCUCAGCUCCUGCGUCAGCUUACUGUUCUUGACACUCAGCAACAACCACCUCCAUGGCCGUAUUCCUGUCGAGCUCGGCCACAGGCUCACAGACCUUCAGAAGCUCUGGCUGGGAAACAACAGCUUCUCCGGCAAUAUCCCGGCAUCACUAGCCAACAUGUCGGCUCUGUACUCUCUCGAUCUAACUACAAACCACUUCGAAGGCCCCGUACCACCUGAACUCGGCAGCAUUGGAGGCCUGCGCUUCCUCUAUCUCUACGAAAAUAAGCUCUCAGGUGUGCUUCCACACUCUCUGUACAACUUGUCUAGGCUACAAGUUUUCUCCAUUGAUUCAAACUCCCUGUCUGGAACUAUUCCCAGUAAUAUUGGCGAUAGGCUCCCCAGCAUCAGAACUCUGAACUUUGGUUACAACAAGUUCCAUGGAACUAUCCCACCCUCACUCUCCAACAUCUCUGCUCUCAUGUUUCUGCAACUCGCGCUAAACAGUUUUAGUGGGCGCGUUCCUCCUACUCUGGGGAGAUUGAAAGGUCUCGUUACCCUAAACUUGUUCGACAACAAGCUAGAAUCAAGUGACAGGGAGGGGUGGGAAUUCAUGAAGAUGCUAGCAAACUGUAGCCAGCUUCGGACCCUGUAUAUUGACAAUAACUCCUUCAGUGGACAACUUCCUAGUUCAGUUGCAAGCCUGUCGACAACUCUCCGGAAUCUUUUCUUAGGAAACAAUAGGAUUUCUGGGUUUAUUCCAUCUGACAUAGGUAAUUUGGUUGGUCUGCAAGUACUUGCGAUUAUGAAUAUUCCCAUAUCCGGAGGGAUUCCAGAGAGCAUUGGUAGGCUUCAAAACAUGGCCGCUUUAUACCUUUACAACACCAGCUUGUCAGGCUUUAUACCUUUACAAAACAUGGCCGCUUUUCUUACACAGUUGAAUACACUUGCUUUAUACAAUGACAACUUGGAGGGUCCAAUUCCAGCAAGCUUGGGGAACUUGAAGAACCUGUUUAUUCUUGAUCUCUCAGCGCAGAAACUGAAUGGUUCAGUCCCCAGAGAGGUUUUCAAACUUCCUGCACUUUCCUACAUCUUAAAUUUGUCACACAAUUCGUUGUCUAGGCCACUUCCUACUGGAGUUGGUAGCCUGGCAAACCUUAACGCACUGUUUCUGUCAGGAAACCAGUUGUCUGGCAACAUACCUGAUAGUAUUGGAAACUGCAAAUCGUUGGAAUUGUUGUUGCUGGAUCAGAACUCGUUUGAAGGCAGGGUGCCUCGAUCUUUGGAGAAUUUUUAA
Molecule: messenger RNA, 1716 nt
Organism: Miscanthus lutarioriparius
Lineage: Eukaryota; Viridiplantae; Streptophyta; Magnoliopsida; Poales; Poaceae
Source: the annotation of a GenBank genome assembly